AUGUACACUAGAAGGAAAGAUCUUGGCUCGCAUGUUAAAAUUUUUGAGAUACAAACGAAUCUCCAAGGGGUUAGAGACGAUGUUCGUUGUAGGAUCUUUCCUGCCACUUUAUCCGAUAUUGCUCCACAAUGGUUCUUUAAACUAGAGUUAGAAACCAUUACAUCCUGGGAUACAUUUGUGAGGCUCUUUUACUCACAGCUCUUUGCUGCUCGUAUCCCACCUGUUGAACUCAACGGCCUUGUUGACAUUAAGCAAGUACCAAAUGAGCCUCUGAAGGACUACGUGCAGAGGUUCAUGCAAGAGGCUGCCCAAUCAAAGACGGUCAGUGACGAGGGAAAAUUGAUGGCCAUCACAGCUGAAAUCCAAAUAAAGGGUCCCUUAUGGACUAACUUAAGAAGGAAAACCGUUUACUCAACAAGAGAGUUCUUAGAUCGAGCAGAUGAGUUCAUUAAACCAGAAGAGGCCAACCAAUAA
This is a messenger RNA of Humulus lupulus (European hop), 474 nucleotides long. RefSeq lists its product as uncharacterized. The record is from RefSeq and is a predicted model, not a curated record. The transcript has a single exon. NCBI's taxonomy places the organism in Eukaryota, Viridiplantae, Streptophyta, Magnoliopsida, Rosales, Cannabaceae. Bases 1 to 474 code for a protein of 157 amino acids.